UUAUGAAUUUAUCUGCCAGAUCCUAUAUGCCAACUUAAAAAUCUAUAUCUCCAUUGAUUGAUCGGACUACCAAGAAGCGUACUCUUACAAUUUAAGAACUUACCAAGUCAACAAAGACUGCAAAUAAGAUAAUUAAAGAAAAAUCCACUGAAAAAAAAUUGACUUCCAAUAGUUCUCAAGAAACUUCAGAAACAUGUUUAACUAGGAAUGACUCUGCAUAGGACAACAACAGAUUGUAGUAAUUGAAAAUUAGAGUUUUAACGUAUACAUAUAUCUCUCAAAAAGCUUAGAGAAAAAGUCUAACAGAUUGAAAAAUUAGAUCUAUGCAAAACUACACUAUUGCUUAAAGAGCUCCAAUACUAUCGUGCUAAGCAUAUUAAUAGUUCAAAUACUUCAGUGAUGGUUGCUUUGGCUUUAGCACGUAAUUGAUGUUAUAAAAUUACUUUAUAGUCACUUAUAAUACAUAACUCCAUGUCUUUUAAACUAUAAAUCAAAUUUAUAUUAUGAAAAUAAUUAUCUGGUAUUACUAAGAUAUAAGUAUUAAAGUAGUCUAACUAAAAUAUAACUAAGUCAAAAAAUAUUAAUAUUAUUAUAUAUUUUAUUAUAUAUAUAUAUAUUUAUACUUAAUAGUUUGUUCAAUUAUUUAUGAAUAUAUAAAAAUUAGUUGA
Paramecium pentaurelia is the source of this 668-nucleotide messenger RNA. The record is from the annotation of a GenBank genome assembly. Lineage: Eukaryota; Ciliophora; Oligohymenophorea; Peniculida; Parameciidae.